Molecule: messenger RNA, 2503 nt
Organism: Asterias rubens (European starfish)
Lineage: Eukaryota; Metazoa; Echinodermata; Asteroidea; Forcipulatida; Asteriidae
Exons: 2
Coding region: 619-1098 (159 amino acids)
Source: RefSeq, a predicted model, not a curated record
GCAGAAGUCCCCUCCCGGAGUCGGGUCUUUCUAAAGAGCGAGUUUUCCGGAGUGCCGUUUGACGGCUUGGUGUUCUCCAGUGAUAGCGCUAGUACUACAUCGUACACACGCAUGCAUCACGUUGCGCACAUCAGACAGUACCCGCCUACUGGCCCGCAACGGUCUGUGGUUGCCGAGUUCAAAAUAAUUCUACGUACCGUGUGUGAGUGUUUCCGACGGAAGGACGCCCGCGCAUGGCCGGUCUGUAUAAAGGCAGUGACUUGUGCUGCGGAUUCUUCAGUUCGUGACAAGCCAGUGGACCCGAUACAAGUUCUGUCAGUGUGAGAAGGGAAAAACAAACCUUGGUUUACAGUCCAGUGGUUUUGGCAAUUGCAUUCUAGACAAGGUAAAUUGGACAGAACAAGAAAGCACGAGCGAAGCAUACAAGGACAGUUUUUUUCUGACCGUCUGCCAAACAAAAAAAAAGUUGAAGGAAAAAAGACCGUCGAACGGGAAAACUAUACAAUCCGGAGCGGACGGACGGGUGGAGCGGAGGCAGUUAGCCCACGGCCGACCGGAGAAUUCGGCGAGAGGGACUGGGGGAAGAAGAUACCGCGCUCUGUUUUUGAGACACACAAAAUGAACAUGAAACUGGACAGUCUAGUAGUGACCACCGGGACGGUGUGGCUAGCCUUACUCCUCGUGGCUCUCAUGACCGGUCCCAGCAGUGCGAAGCCCUUGGACGAAGCAGCCGGUUUUCACUACAGCAGAAAACCCAGCAGCAGUCAUCGGGACUGGGUUCGAGUCCGAUCUUCGAGGACUUUGCCCGACUUUAUCUCAGGCGCCCUGGAGAAACUUCAACAUCGAGAAAAGAGAUUCCCAAGAGUGCCAAUGGGUAUCAAAUGUUCAGCUGAUACCAACUGCCCGACAGAUCACUGCUGCGCCAUGAAACUCGGCAACGCAGUGUGCAUGCCCCUCCUCAGCAGAGGCCGGUCGUGCAUGGUCAACAGCCGGUCCGCAUAUGCACCCAAUGUACUCUUCACACAGUGCCCUUGCAGCAGUUUACAAGAAUUAUCAUGUGCCCGCAGAGGAGCAGGCAACAGGGGAGUCUGCAGCUAGACCACAGCUGGUUGACUGUUUGUUCAAAAUAGUGACAGAAGUCCAACUUUAAGAUUAUAUAUAUAUUAUAAAAACGAAACAUUGAAAAAUAUUCAAAAACAAGUUGACACGAACUGCAGCUCUGAAUGUCAGCUAAAUUGUAAAGCGACACGAUGGACGGAUACCUUCUACGGAGAUCCUCCCUUUAUUUCAGAACUUGUAAAAUGACGCGACGGAUAUUCCCUCAAGACAACUCAUCAAAGACAUCCCAAAGUUUGGAUCACCGCUUGUACAGUAAUGUAGCUCAGCGCAUCCGCACACAGCACGCACUUGUUGGCCGUAGUCGCACACCGCCAUACGCACACGCCGUACGUCCAGCACACAAACACUGACGACGAUGUUUUGUCAUUUUUUCUCUCACACAUCUCAAGAAGAACGUCCUUCGCAAAAGGCGAAAAACACUUGAAACGGAGGACCUUGGCCUGUGAACUUCUCUCUUCACUUUAAUUGUUUCACUUGCGGGUUUCUCAAGUGGUUUUUAUCAUUUGAGUCGGAAACUUUCUACAAGGCACGUGUAGAUAAGAGUGAUAUAGCACUGCAAGAGCGACUGGAGCGAAGACUAAACGACCUUGUCUCUCCCGAUUAAGACGCAGUGACUCGAUAUCAUGCCGACCACAUCGUUUGAUGUGAAUCGUGUUUUCUUUCUCAGCGAUCAUCACGGAGACAUUCACAAACUGCAGUGUGAGUCUGGCUCCCUCUUCAUCCAUCAUCGACGAUGACGCUAUAACUGAAAUGACUGACUAAAAUCCCAGUAUAGAUGCCAUUUAUGGAUGCUAUUACUAUUGUUAUUAAUUUUCCUCCCAAGUUAGGAGCGAAACACUUUUGCAAUGCGGGUAUUAGAAGUACGGGAACGUUCCCGAACAUUAUACAAAAUAGUGAGCUUUCAAAACGAAGAAUUCUGCUGCUUGAGCAGAGGCUAACGAAGAUUAAAGUGAAAAUUGCCUUCAAUAAUAUUAGCAGCGGGUGCUUUCUUGUGUAUAUUAUGAUUUGCAUCCCUUACCUACGAUAUAAUGCCAUGUAUAGAAAGCUCCUUUAACAUGAUGCCGCCAUCUUGGUCUGGUUCCCUGUGUACAACUGGUGAUAACCUCGGCCCUUCUUCUUUGAAUUGAAAACAUGUAGUCUUUACUGCUGUUGCACAAAGGGAAUGAGAUAAAAGUUGUGGCGUCAAUUUAAAGUCCAAACCCUUCAGGAGUUAAAUAAUUUCAAUAACUUAAUUGUUAAAUUGCCUUUUAUGUCUAAUAAGAUGGCUUCAUCGCAAAAACACUGGUGUAACACCAGUGUAACACUGGUUAAACAGCAGCUUGUCACUGGUGUUAACACUAGCAAGACAGUGAUGUAUCACCAGUCUGACACUCGUGUAACACCA